Messenger RNA from Microcebus murinus (gray mouse lemur), 4057 nucleotides. RefSeq names its product potassium voltage-gated channel subfamily Q member 4 (gene KCNQ4). Gene Ontology annotation, molecular function: voltage-gated potassium channel activity. Gene Ontology annotation, biological process: potassium ion transmembrane transport. Gene Ontology annotation, cellular component: membrane; voltage-gated potassium channel complex. Lineage: Eukaryota; Metazoa; Chordata; Mammalia; Primates; Cheirogaleidae. The record is from RefSeq and is a predicted model, not a curated record.
AGCGCGCCCCCGCCCCGGACCGUACCCCGGCUCCGGCCUCCCCCCGCCCGGCGCCGCCCAUGGCCGAGGCCCCCCCGCGCCGCCUCGGCCUGGGCCCCCCGCCCGGGGACGCCCCCCGCGCCGAGCUGGUGGCGCUCACGGCUGUGCAGAGCGAGCCGGGCGAGGCGGGCGGGGGCGGCUCCCCGCGCCGCCUCGGCCUCCUGGGCAGCCCCCUGCCGCCGGGCGCGCCCCUCCCUGGGCCGGGCUCCGGCUCGGGCUCCGCCUGCGGCCAGCGCUCCUCGGCCGCGCACAAGCGCUACCGCCGCCUGCAGAACUGGGUCUACAACGUGCUGGAGCGGCCCCGCGGUUGGGCCUUCGUCUACCACGUCUUCAUAUUUUUGCUGGUCUUCAGCUGCCUGGUGCUGUCUGUGCUGUCCACUAUCCAGGAGCACCAGGAAUUUGCCAACGAGUGUCUCCUCAUCUUGGAAUUCGUGAUGAUUGUGGUGUUCGGCCUGGAGUACAUCGUCCGAGUCUGGUCGGCUGGAUGCUGCUGCCGCUACCGAGGAUGGCAGGGCCGCCUGCGCUUUGCCAGAAAACCCUUCUGUGUCAUCGACUUCAUCGUGUUCGUGGCCUCAGUGGCCGUCAUCGCUGCGGGCACACAGGGCAACAUCUUCGCCACGUCUGCACUGCGCAGCAUGCGCUUCCUGCAGAUCCUGCGCAUGGUGCGCAUGGACCGCCGCGGCGGCACCUGGAAGCUACUAGGCUCGGUGGUCUACGCGCACAGCAAGGAGCUGAUCACGGCCUGGUACAUCGGGUUCCUGGUGCUCAUCUUCGCCUCCUUCCUGGUCUACCUGGCGGAGAAGGACGCCAACAACGACUUCUCCUCCUACGCCGACUCGCUCUGGUGGGGGACGAUUACGUUGACAACCAUCGGCUAUGGUGACAAGACGCCGCACACAUGGCUGGGCAGGGUCCUGGCUGCCGGCUUCGCCUUACUGGGCAUCUCUUUCUUUGCCCUGCCCGCCGGCAUCCUGGGCUCUGGCUUCGCCCUGAAGGUCCAGGAGCAGCACCGGCAGAAGCACUUUGAGAAGCGGAGGAUGCCAGCAGCCAAUCUCAUCCAGGCUGCGUGGCGCCUGUACUCCACCGAUACGAGCCGGGCCUACCUGACGGCCACCUGGUACUACUAUGACAGUAUCCUCCCAUCCUUCAGAGAGCUGGCCCUCUUGUUUGAGCACGUGCAACGGGCCCGCAACGGGGGCCUACGGCCCCUGGAGGUGCGGCGGGCGCCGGUACCCGACGGAGCGCCCUCCCGUUACCCGCCCGUUGCCACCUGCCACCGGCCGGGCAGCGCCUCCUUCUGCCCUGGGGAAAGCAGUCGGAUGGGCAUCAAAGACCGCAUCCGCAUGGGCAGCUCCCAGCGGCGGACAGGUCCUUCCAAGCAGCACCUGGCACCUCCGCCGAUGCCCACCUCCCCGAGCAGUGAGCAGGUGGGCGAGGCCAGCAGCCCCACCAAGGUGCAGAAGAGCUGGAGCUUCAAUGACCGCACUCGCUUCCGGGCCUCUUUGAGACUCAAACCCCGAACUUCUGCUGAGGAGGGCCCCUCAGAGGAAGCAGCAGAGGAGAAGAGCUACCAAUGUGAGCUGACGGUGGACGAUGUCAUGCCUGCUGUGAAGACAGUCAUCCGCUCCGUCAGGAUUCUGAAGUUUCUGGUGGCCAAAAGGAAAUUCAAGGAGACGCUGCGACCUUACGACGUGAAGGAUGUCAUCGAGCAGUACUCUGCAGGGCACCUGGACAUGCUGGGCCGGAUCAAGAGCCUGCAGACUCGAGUGGACCAAAUUGUGGGUCGGGGGCCCGGGGACCGGAAGGCCCGGGAGAAGAGCGACAAGGGGCCCUCAGACACGGAGGCGGUGGACGAAAUCAGCAUGAUGGGCCGCGUAGUUAAGGUGGAGAAGCAGGUGCAGUCCAUCGAGCACAAGCUGGACCUGCUGCUGGGCUUCUACUCGCGCUGCCUGCGCUCCGGCACCUCGGCCAGCCUGGGCACCAUGCAAGUGCCGCUCUUCGACCCCGACAUCACCUCGGACUACCACAGCCCUGUGGACCACGAGGACAUCUCCGUCUCCGCACAGACGCUCAGCAUCUCCCGCUCGGUCAGCACCAACAUGGACUGAAGGGUGUCUCGGGGGCGGGCAGCACACGGCCAGCCCCUCGGCCUGGCGCUCGGACCCGCCCUCCGAGGCCUCCGGACUCCUCCGUACUUGAACUCGCUCCCUCGCGGGGAGAGAGGCCGCACGCAGUAUUGAGCUGCCUGGGUGGGCGAGAUACCCGCUGUGGGGCCUGCUCCCCCACCUCAGGAGCGUGAGAUGCCAGGCCGCGCCGAGGGGCCGCAGCGGGGCUGUCGGGCCGUCCCGUGCCCUGCCGCUCCGUCAGGGCCCGACAUGACCCGCCCGGCAGGGGCACUGCCCGGGGAGUGGGAGCGGGGCGCUGGGCCCUGGGCCCUGACCCAGCCCCAGCUUCCAGCUAUGCAAGGUGAGGUCUCUGGCCCGCCCUUCGGACAGAGCAGGGAAGCCCUCCCGCCAAGUCCUCGCCCCACUUGGGGGUGGGCCCAAGAUGCCCCUACAGGUACCCACAAAGCACAGGACCCUGCCACAAGGCAGGUGGGCACCAUAUAUGCAAACUAUGUUAAAUAUGCAACUUUGAGGACCCCCAUGGGGUCGCUCUGCCCCUCCCCCAUUGGGAGACGGCCUCCAGCAGUAGCUGGUCUCAGGCUGCUUGGCCAUAACCCUAACCCCAUUCUCUGGCUUAUCACCCGUCCCCACCCAGCAUGGGGCCUGUUUCUCCCUGCCCUCUCCCAAGGGCAGUGCCUGGGCCUUCCCAUUUGCAGGUGUCACCUCCCAGGGGCUCCCCCUUCCUGCUCGAUGUCCACUCUUCCACCUGGCUCUCCAGACACCUUUGACAUUCAGCACAAAUUUCUAUAUUUUCUCUAAACCUCCCAGACAGUACUCCAUGGAUGGUCACACAAACAUGGCCUCUUAGUGUCUCCAGACAUGCAGAAAGCCUCCCACACACUGACACAUACAAGCACACACACUUGGAGACGUGAGCACAGGGCCACUCAGCCUUUCCUGGGCCUCUACAGCUGACGUCAGUGCACUGGCCUUGUAGGAUGGUGUCCACUGAGAGGAAGCCCCCCACUCUAUCUGGGCAGGAGAAGGAGCUUUGAAGUGACCUCAGGUUGCUUCAGUCCCCACCCAGAGCUUUACCAGAUCCUCUUCCUCAAGAUCUCCUCUCUGGUCCAGGAGCCCUAACUGCUGCCUCUGCCUGGCCCUGAGGGCCCUCCUCAGUGUCCCCACAGCACAACUUGGGCCUAGGCCUCUGGGGGAUGGACACCACUGAAGAGGCCGUAGGCCUGCCUCUAUCCAGGCUUGCCCCUUCCUAGUUGCUCUAACUCCCAAAGAGAAUAAUAAUGCACCUAGCAGCUAUACCUGCUGCGCAUCUGCCUUUCACAUGCACUGUCUGACCUUUCUCCAUACCCCACUUUUCACUUCAGCUGGCAGCCCUGCAUCCUGGCAUAAGCCUCCAUCCACUCCAGGUCCCCAGGAACACUUUCGUAUCCCUACCCCUUUGUUCCUCUUCUGCAAAGCCAGUGCAGGUAGCAGGAGGAUGAGGGGUAGUGGACCAAUGGCAACCCUCUGUGGCUGAGGCCAAGCUGCCUGCAUCUCAUACUGGGGACCUGCAUGCACCAGCACCAGGACUUGGGUUGGAUCUUGCUCAGCCCCAUGGUGCCCAGCCUCUGCCCCAACAUGCCCUCUGCAUGUGACCAUCAUGCCCUGGAUGGAGCUAUCCUGGCUCACCUCACCACACUGCACUGUCCCCAGAGAGCCACCCCUCCAUCCCUUCAGAGACAGAGGUGUGGCGAGGAGCAGGAGAAUGGGAUUACCCUAUGACCAAAGGAGACAUGGGAAGAAGCCCUCCCUCCUUCCAUGAUCGAGGUUCCCCCACCAACCCGGUUCUGGGAUAUGCAAGUACCUCACUUUGUUAACUUAUUAACUUAUUGGUUUCAUUAAAGUUUUCAGUAGGA